AUGGCAACGCAGCCGUCGGAUCCACUUCUGGGCCCGGGCCCAACAAGGUGUGAUGCUGGUGGUCAAAGCGUCUCGGCUUACUUGGCUGUUACUAGCACUUCGCUGGGCCACGCUCUCAAGUUCACGAGCAUUGCUGUCGCGGCAGCACGCUGUCCGAUACCAGCCGCAACGAUUCCUGUGGCAAAGGCGAAGCGCCACGUGAUCAGAUGGAGUCGAGAUACGAAGCUGAUGAGAAACUUGAAAGAUGAAGCACAGAAGAAGGCCUACAUCACCAACAUCAUCAUUGUUAUCACUGUGCUGGGAGUGAUGAUGUCGCUGACCAAGUCCUGCCUCUUCCACAUGGAGGCUGUCGGGCGAUGGGAUCAUGGCCAUCCUUACAAGUUUUCGUAUGCUCUGAGCUUGACUAUGGUGGUCUUCGUGCUGAAGAUGUUGCUGGCCCCCAUCAAGAUUUGCCUGAAGCCAAAGCCCUCCAAGGUUCAGGAGGACGAUGAUGACGAUGAUGAGGCCGAGGCCCCAAAGACCAUCCUGGACCACAUCAUGCCCUGGGUUCUCCUAGUCGUCUUCACGACCUUCGAGAUGUUGAUGGCAACCUUAUCAAGCCUUGGACUGCUCUACGGGGCGCCGACAACGGUUUUCGUUGUGUUCAAGAGCUCCAAGGCAGUGUUCAUGGCCUUGAUGUCCGUGGUCAUCUUGGGGCGCCGGCUGAACGCUCCACAGUGGUGCUCUCUUCUGGUUAUCUCCGGAGCUUUACUUCUGUCAACCGUUGCGGAAGGCAAGGGCGGAAAGCCGGGCAAAGGAUCCCAUGAGAUUAACCUCGAAGGCCCCUUGCUCCUGUUGCUGUCUGAGCUCUGCCAUGCAAUGAUGCUGAUCUUCCAGGAGAUCGCUGUUCGACAGUACUGGCCAAAUCCAGUCAGCCUGCUGAGCUGGUCAGCAAGCUUCGGCGCAUUUCUCACGGCAUGUUCCAUGUACAAGUCGCGGACCAUCUUCGUGGAUCUUCCAGAUGGAGGGCGUCGUCCGUUUUGCGAUCCAGAAGACGUCUUGUUCAUGAUGUCCACCAGUCCAGCGCUGGCCAUCUGCCUUCUCAUGAAUGUCACAUCUCAUUUGACCUCGGAUGUGGCGCACAUAAUGAUCUUGAAGCACAUCUCAGCACUCGCGCGGACGCUUUGCGACACCCUCAAGAUGAUCCUCAUGUGGCUUUUGGGCAAGGGCUUCUGGCUUCUAGCAAUACUUCCGCCUCUCGCCGAACCGUGGCAUCCAGGUCUUCUGGGAUCCUGGCUAAUGAUCCCGGCGAUCGGCGCUGUGGUGUACGGCAUGCUCAUGUUCAAGAACGCAGUCUUCGUGCCUUUGACGUAUGCCAAAGAUGAUGACGGUGUAUGGAGGAUCCAAGAGGUGCGGCAGGAGGUCGAAGGCGAGGACGCAGGCGAGGUGGAGGAGCUAGUCACCAACAUGGAUGACCCCUUCUACAUGGAAGCCUUCCGGUCACGCCAGCUGAAGAAGAGGAACCUUGCCCUGCUUGGUCGUGUGAGAUAG
Molecule: messenger RNA, 1530 nt
Organism: Symbiodinium pilosum
Lineage: Eukaryota; Dinophyceae; Suessiales; Symbiodiniaceae
Source: the annotation of a GenBank genome assembly